CAAGAGCAAAGUAUCAAGUCCACAGUUCACGACCGCUUUCCUCAUCUCACCCGCAUACCCCUUUCUCCCAACACUUUAACGACUCUUCACUUCACAACAACUCGAGAUGGCGCUUUCUACGUUCUUCACCGAGCCGUUCUACUCCCUCUCCGACUUUGACCGCCUCUUCGAUGAGGCGUUCAACGCGCGCACGCGCCAGGGCUCGUCUGCUGUUGCGUCGCGCGAGCAGGGAAAUACCGCGGUGCGGCCCAUGCGCCCACGGAUGGACCUGCACGAAGACAAGGAGAAGAACCUCGUGACGGCCACGUUCGAGCUCCCGGGCCUCACGAAGGAGAACGUCCAGCUGGACGUCAAGGACAACGUCUUGACCGUCGCUGGCGAGUCCACCCUGUCGACAGAGCGCGACGAGAAGGGCUACUCCUUGCGCGAGCGCCGCUUCGGCCAGUUCUCGCGGUCGAUCCCGCUCCCGCAGGGCAUUAGCCCUGAGGAGAUCAAGGCGACCAUGGUCGACGGCGUCUUGACGGUCACCUUCCCGCGGUCGACCCCGGAGCUGGCGCCGAAGAAGAUUGCGAUCCAGUAGGCGCGUCCUUUGGUGCUGGACCUGCUGCCGAUUGGGUGUGAAUUGUUUGUUAUCGUAGUGCUGUUUAAUGGGAUCGGGUUUCUGGUAAUCGUGC
Molecule: messenger RNA, 674 nt
Organism: Trametes versicolor FP-101664 SS1
Lineage: Eukaryota; Fungi; Basidiomycota; Agaricomycetes; Polyporales; Polyporaceae
Product: HSP20-like chaperone
Exons: 3
Coding region: 107-580 (157 amino acids)
Biological process (GO): response to hydrogen peroxide; protein folding; protein complex oligomerization
Source: RefSeq, a predicted model, not a curated record